Molecule: messenger RNA, 636 nt
Organism: Physella acuta
Lineage: Eukaryota; Metazoa; Mollusca; Gastropoda; Physidae
Product: thioredoxin domain-containing protein 5 homolog
Biological process (GO): protein folding
Cellular component (GO): endoplasmic reticulum
Molecular function (GO): protein disulfide isomerase activity
Source: RefSeq, a predicted model, not a curated record
AUGAUUCAAGAAGUUCCUAAAAGCAACGAUGUGAAUAUAGAUCUAACUGAGAGUACAGAACCACAGUGCCCGCAUAGCAUGCGUCUUGUUCCUAUUUGGGAGAUGUUAGCUGACGCCAUCAGCGCUAACAGAACUCGCGUUGCUAUGAUAGAUUGCGAACAAGCAUCUCUCGUUUGUAAGCACCAGGAAAUAAAAGAAUACCCUACGCUCUGGUUUUUCCGCGAUGGACAAAAAACUGGAAGAUUUCAAGGAUCACGGAACGUUGAAGCGUUAACACAAUUCGUUGCAGAAAAAUCUACAGACGAACCGGAAGUGUUUGUUAAAGAACUAACGGCUGAGACUUUUCAAACUGAGUUAUCAACUGGUUUAGUGUUCGUGAAGUUCUACGCCCCUUGGUGUGGCAACUGUAAACGUUUCGCCCCGACCUGGGCCACCUUGAGCCGGGAGCUACACGGCCAUCCAGUGAGUAUAGCCAGGUUGGACUGCAGCCAGUUCAAGAGUCUGUGUGAGCAGUACGAGAUUACCAAGUAUCCAACCCUGAAAAUAUUUCGGUAUGGCGACCUGGUGGCCUCGUAUAAUGGAGAACGGACGAUGGUGGAUCUGCAGAACUUUGUUGAGAAACACACGGAGCUGUGA